CCUACUUGGUGGUCGGUCGCUCCAUGUGGGACCGAUCGGGCGACCUUGCUGGGUCACACUCCCAUCCCUGUUCGCACGUGUCUCAGGCCGAACGGGUCCCUUGCAGCUGUGUUGGAUCAAACGGCACAGUUGUUUGAGAAUUCUACGAUUCUACAAGAAACACCGCGAAAAGGUGCAUUUUUGGAUGGCGUUCAUGCUCCAGGCGCUGUUGAUUCUGGGUGUUGUUGAUCUUCUGGGCGCGCUUCGGACUGUGGAUGAAGUCGAGAGUAGAGUUCCUGCAGUGAUCCUGACGGAGUUGAGGAGUGCGAAUGCAGAGGUCUCCGACCAUGUGAAGAUGUUGGAGGAUGCCAACGCAGCGGCCGAGCAAAAGAAGGAAGCCUCAAAAAAGAAGAUCGAUGAGAAGGUAAAGGUGAUGCAGGAGCUGCAAAAGAAGACCCACGCGCUGGAAGCAAAGGCGUCCAAGAGCCGUGAGCUGAUGCUCCGUGUGGAGAAGGCACAAACGGAACACACGGAGAAGGGCCAGGAGCACGCGAAGUCCAUUGAGAAGUUCAAAGACCUCAGUGAUGAGAUGGAGUCCGUGGCACGGAAAGUCUUGCUCAAGGAGCAAGCUCUGAGACAGAUCGUCAAGACGCUGAAACGUCAAAUUGCCGCGCUGCGGGCCGAGUUGGACGCCUUGCGGACGACUCGCGAGGCCGCUGAGGUGGAGAUGCAGACACUGAAGAGCCAGGCCUUGUCGGCCGGGCAGUUGAAGGAAGGCGCCGAGCAGGAGCAGGCAAAGGUGGAGGAAGCUAUGCAGACUGCGAAGAAGGAGCUGCAAGCCAUGCAGGCGCAGCUCAACGUGGCGGUCUCCGCGGCCACCGUGGCCGAAGCCCAGGAAGAAGAGGCCACGAACCGGGCUCGGGAGGCUGCCCGAAAGCGGGAUGAUGCCAGGCAGACGCAGGCCUUGCUCAAGAAGUUGCGUCAGAAGGUGAAACUCUACUAUGAGAGCGUGGAGGAGGUGGAGAUGGCUUCUCCAGCGAAGGACUUGAAGCAGCUACCUGAGACGAAGGUGCUUUUGGAGAACUUCAAUCACAUGGUCGCCGCCUUUUGGGAGCUUCGGUCUUUUGAUCAGGAAGUCUACCAGAAGGUCAAAGGGGCCAUGCAGGAGAUCGACCGGAACUCCUUGGAGCAGGUGAAAUACGUUUGCAACCCACGAAACAAGCUUACUGCUGAAGAGGAGCAGAAGUGUGUGGACGGUCUUUGGGAGUCGGCGCAUCUGAGGGCCUUGGCCUUUCCCAAAAGUGCCUGACAUGGAACGAGACCGCGAAGAAAGAAGAGCCUUCCGGUAUUGGUUCGUUGUUUCUGUUCUUGCUGCGAAUUUGGGGUGUCGGAGGGGCGCAGAAAGAUCAGAAAGAUCUG
Messenger RNA from Durusdinium trenchii, 1398 nucleotides. The record is from the annotation of a GenBank genome assembly. NCBI's taxonomy places the organism in Eukaryota, Dinophyceae, Suessiales, Symbiodiniaceae.